Molecule: messenger RNA, 2125 nt
Organism: Linepithema humile (Argentine ant)
Lineage: Eukaryota; Metazoa; Arthropoda; Insecta; Hymenoptera; Formicidae
Gene: Arglu1
Product: Arginine and glutamate rich 1
Cellular component (GO): nucleoplasm; mitochondrion
Molecular function (GO): cadherin binding
Source: RefSeq, a predicted model, not a curated record
UUUAUAAAGAUGGCUACUAGUUCGAUAGCAUGAGAAGUUAUUGGAUGCGGUAUAAACGUUGAGUGAAUAUUUCAUCGAAUUAUAGUUUCGCAACGGUGGACUUGGGUGAACUCUUAUCUAAAGCGGUCGCGUGGCUAUUCAUAAAUCGCAAUUGAAUCCAACGAAAGAACGAUUAAACUCGGGAAGAUGGGCCGUUCGCGUUCCAGAACGAAAUCGCCGAGCAGACGGCGUCACAAGAGCAAGCAUUCUCGCAAGCGAUCGAAAUCGCGUGAGAAGCACUCGAAUAACAAAUACUCGGAUAAACCAAAAGAACGUAGUUCCAAAUCUAGGAAGCGAUCCCAUUCGACAUCGUCCAGUACUGGUACGGAUGCAUCAGACGAUGUACAUAUUGUCAGUCAUAAAAAGCGCUCUUACAGGGACAGGGAUCGAAAAAUGGACGAAGUGGAGAGGCUGGCAGAAAUGGAGCGUCAAAGGAAAAAGAAAGAAUUAAUGAACAAAAUCUACACCACGAGCGCGGUUGGACGUCAACGUGAGGUAGAGCAAAAGAUGGUGGAAGAGGAAGCAGCCAAACGUAUAGAAGAACUUGUACAGAAGAGAGUAGAAGAGGAACUUGAGAAACGUAAAGAAGAAAUUGAAGCCGAGGUGCAAAGGCGGGUAGAAGAGGCAAAGAGGGCCAUGGAACGUCAAAUGAUGGAAGAGAUGGAAUGGAGACAAGCUAAACUACGUGAGGAGGAGAAACGAAGAGAGGAGGAAGAGCGGAAGAAGCGUGAGGAACUAGAGAGGAUUAUGGAAGAGAACAACAGAAAAAUAGAGGAAGCUCAGAAGAAACUGGCUGAAGAAAGAUUGGCCAUGGUUGAAGAGCAACGGUUAAUGGAAGAAGAGAGGCAAAAGAUGAGGAAGGAACACGAAAAGCGGGUGAAGGAAGAACAAAAAAGGAUCCUAGGCAAGAACAACUCGAGGCCUAAGUUAUCCUUUACGCUAAAAUCGGUUACGUGAGUCUGUGUAUUGUUACGUGCAGUUUCAUAUGUGAUAUCUACACAUCUUGUCAGCUUUCAUAUUUGACCAGCGAGAACAGUCGCCGUAGGUUAUACCUACACAAGUACAUAGUGCAGUAACGUAAGAUCUAAAGCUCACCCUAAUGUAUUCAAAGUGUUUGUUGAAAUCAGGCAAGAUUGAAUUUUAUUUGAUUCUGAUGAUAUAGUCAGAAUUAAAUAAUCAAUUCUCUUCUUGCGAGGUUUCAACAUAGAUACAAACGGGAUUUCACGUUAUGCAAGAUUGCACUGACAUUAGAAUGAACGAAUAUAAAUAUCUAACAUACGAAAGUAUUACGAUACAUUAGCAUUUUUAAUAUAACAUACUAAAAAAAAUACUUUUUAACUUUGUAUAUCAUUUAAAAUACUGUUUGGAGCCGUUGAUUCGUUCUAUCUGAUGUAAGUGUACUCUAGCCCAAACUUAGAUGUGUUCCGUGAUUAAUACAUAUACAGUUCAUAUAUUGUUGGUUCUCUUUAUCAUCUUAAUAUACAGAAAUCGUAAUGAUUUUAUUUCAGCGAAAUGAAUCAUAUAUAACGUAUUGAAUCAUAUGUAGAAAUGAUUUUAUUUCAGUGAUAACUCGUAUACAAAUGAAUUAUAGAAAAUUAUUUGCGUCGCAAUAAUAAUAGAUUUAAUUUUUCUUACUGUUAAAUUGGCUGAACAGGAUUUGUUACAGAAGACACGAGCAUUACUUCCCUUCUUUUAAUGUUAUCUGUUUUAUGACUAUCUUUAAAAUAUAACGUAUGAUAAAGGAUUUCGUGACAGUGCGGCGAAUUUUUACAAUUGCGUUAUUCGAUUAUACACAUCCGUACUCAUGUGUAAAAUCUGAUGCAGAAUAUAUUUAUUCUGCGACAUAGCAAUGAAUCAGUAUUUUACAAUAGAAAAUCAAAUUUAAAAUAUAACAUAGAAAUUUGAGACACUAAAAAAUUAAGUGAUUUUGUACGUGAACAAUGUAUGCAUGCAUGGAAGUGGCAAUUUUACUUGCGUUAAUCGUAUAAUUAUGUGUACGCAUUUUUCUGUGAAAAGAACAACAUUUAUCCGUAUAAGGUUGUAUACUCACCGCAUUGUUAUUUGUAAAAUAAACAUGUUUUUAAUA